This is a messenger RNA of Apaloderma vittatum (bar-tailed trogon), 921 nucleotides long. It is a transcript of the gene SLC51A, whose product is annotated as solute carrier family 51, alpha subunit. The transcript has 7 exons. Gene Ontology annotation, molecular function: transporter activity. The coding region runs from base 1 to 921 and encodes 306 amino acids. Gene Ontology annotation, cellular component: plasma membrane; endoplasmic reticulum membrane. NCBI's taxonomy places the organism in Eukaryota, Metazoa, Chordata, Aves, Trogoniformes, Trogonidae. The record is from RefSeq and is a predicted model, not a curated record. Gene Ontology annotation, biological process: bile acid and bile salt transport.
AUGGAGCCAGCUUCUCACCCCUCCCUGGCAGAGCUAGACAUGGCCCAGCUUGUCAUCAUGGGCCUUGCCACUAUCAUGACGCUGCUGUCGGUUGCAAUCUUCGUGGAAGAGGCUUUCUACCUCACCCGCAAGAUCCACUGCCCCAUCAAGAUGAGGACCCUCCGCUGGAGCAGCUCAGCCCCAACGGUUGUGUGUGUGGUCAGCUGCUUCGGGCUGUGGAUCCCACGCUCUAUGAUGGUGGUGGAGAUGGCUACCACAGCGUACUUUGCCACCUGCUUCUACCUCAUGAUGCAGGUCAUGGUGGAGGGCUUUGGGGGGAAGGAGGCGGUGCUCAGCGCUCUGAAGGACGUGCCCAUGGUGGUCAGCACUGGGCCCUGCUGCUGUUGCUGCCCCUGCCUGCCCCGAAUCACUAUGAGCAGGAGAAAGCUCCAGCUGCUGAUAUUCGGGACUUUCCAGUAUGCCUUCUGCAGGGCUGUGGCCGUCUUCCUGGGGCUGGUCCUGGCCACCGACGGGAACUACAACCCUGCUGAUAUCUCGGCAGAAAGCGUGGCUCUCUGGAUCAACACGGUGGUCGGUGCCUCCACUCUCUUCGGGCUGUGGGCCCUGGGCAUCCUCUUCCGGCAGGCCCGGCUGCACCUCGCCGAGCAGAACAUCAAGGCCAAGUUCUUCUCCUUCCAGAUCCUCCUCGUCCUGACGGCACUGCAGCCCGCCAUCUUCAGCAUUCUGGCCAACAACGGCAACAUUGCCUGCUCGCCGCCCUUCUCCUCCAAGGCCAGGUCACAGCAGAUGAACAUGCAGCUGUUGAUCCCGCAGACCUUCAUCCUGGCAGUGGUGACGCGGAUAUACUACCGCAAGGAGGACGACAAGCCGGGCUACCAGCCCAUCUGCUUCCCUCCCUCAAGCACUGAUGUCAAGGCGUGA